AACAAACACUAACAAACUAACUAAUCAUGUUUUCAUCAGUCAUAAAUGCCUAAAUAUUAAGUUUAUUAAUUUGCAGCGUUAGUUUUGAGUGUUUUUUUUUCUCUAACCGGGUCAUUAGACCAAUAACUCUGUUAUUCUCUUAUUAAAGAUGGAGUUCAUUAAAGAGGAGGAGAGUGAAGAUAUAAAGAUGGUGUUUAUUAAAGAGGAGACUGAAGACAUGAAGAUGGAGUUUAUUAAAGAGGAAAGUGAAGAUAUGAAGAUAAUUAUUAAAGAUGAGACUGAAGACAUGAAGAUUGAAGAAACAUUCAGUGUGAAACAUGAAGAAACUGAGGAACAAACAGACCUGAUGGCAUUGAAAAAGACGAGUCAUGAACUUAAUGAAAGGCAAGAAGAGGAAAAACAUUAUUAUAAACAUUUCAUGACUGGGGAAAGAGCGACACAGGCUUCCUCACAAGAAAGAGCUCAAAAGACUGGAACUAAAAGUUAUUUCACCUGCCAACAGUGUGGAAAGAGUUUCACAUGUGAAAAAACCCUUAAAGUCCACAUGAGAAUUCAUACUGGAGAGAAACCUUUCACCUGCCAACACUGUGGAAAGAGUUUCAGACAUAAAGAAAGCUUUAAAAACCACAUGAGAAUUCAUACUGGAGAGAAACCUUUUACCUGUCAACAGUGUGGAAAGAGUUUCACACGUGAAGAAAGCCUUAAAAUCCACAUGAGAAGUCACACUGGAGAAAAGCCAUAUAUCUGCCGACAAUGUGGAAAGGGUUUCAGUGACAAAGGAAACCUUACAGUCCACACGACUAUUCACACUGGAGAAAAGCCUUACACUUGUCAAGAGUGUGGAAAGAGUUUCAAUAGAAAAGGAAGAUUUGAAAUCCACAUGAGAAUUCACACUGGGGAGAAACCUUUAAGCUGCCAACAGUGUGGAAAAAGUUACACAUGUAAAGGAAGCCUUAAAGUCCACAUGAGAAUUCACACUGGAGAAAAGCCAUAUAUCUGCCAACAAUGUGGAGAAAGUUUCAGUCUUAAAAGAAGCCUUAAAGUCCACAUGAGUAUUCACACUGGAGAGAAUCCUUACACCUGCCAACAAUGUGGAAAAAGUUACAGAUGUAAAGAAAGCCUUAAAGUCCACAUGAGAAUUCACACUGGAGAAAAGCCAUAUAUCUGCCAACAAUGUGGAAAAAGUUACAGAUGUAAAGAAAGCCUUAAAGUCCACAUGAGAAUUCACACUGGAGAAAAGCCAUAUAUCUGCCAACAAUGUGGAAAAAGUUACAGAUGUAAAGAAAGCCUUAAAGUCCACAUGAGAAUUCACACUGGAGAAAAGCCAUAUAUCUGCCAACAAUGUGGAGAAAGUUUCAGUCUUAAAAGAAGCCUUAAAGUCCACAUGAGAAUUCACACUCGAGAGAAACCUCACACCUGACAACAGUGUGGAAAAAGAUCAAAUGAGAAUUCACACUGGAGAAAAGCCAUAUAUCUGCCGACAAUGUGGAAAGUUUCAGUGACAAAGAAAACCCUACAGUCCGCACUAGGGAUGCUCAUUUCGGUUAAAUUUCUCGACCGACAACCGACGCUCGUUAUCCGAUUAUUAACCGUUAACCGAUAAGAUUAUAAUAUUGUAAAGCCUAUAUGAUGAUAAUAUGACAUAUAUAGGCUAUGACAUUAAAUAAAAAAUACAAUUGACGAGUGUCUGUGUCUUCCACGGGUUUAUUUUAACAUGCAAACAGCAGCAUAGAACAGAUAAACAACAGAACCUGGAUUCACAUUAUCAAAUUGUCAUGCACCUGCAGCGUUUCUGACAACAGAAAAAAAUAAUUUCAAUAAAAGGCAUAAAAUAAAUAGGCCUACACUAAAUAUUUUUCACUUAAAUGUUUAACAAAUUAAGAUGACAAAACAAAAACACGGUGAAUCCAUUGAAGCUUUGAACAACCGGUAUUUUAGACAUUUUUUCCGUCAAAUAAAAAUAGCAGGCCUACCUCAAGGAUUGUUAUUGUUAUGACCACGGACGGUGCACAUGUGCAUACCGAACGCGUCUUUCCGCGCUCAUGGGCAAAGGAGUUUCUUUGAAAGGCUCGCGCACGAGACUAAGCGGAAUGCGGGAAAUGAAGUAUACCAUGGCCCUAAAUUGUAAUGGACUGGAGCUCACGGUUCACAUCGAGAGAAAUGGGAACGCGGGGGCACCACGAUGCGACCGCAAAAGGCACUUUCACUUUCGUGAUCAAAGUGCAUGCCACUGGUAAGCUUUGUAAAUGCAGUAUUACAGUAGCUAUACACAUACCAAUUAAACGCGCAGGUCUCCUCUCGUGCGUCCUCCCCACUGUGUCGCCGGUCGAGGCAAUAAUUUUCGUUUCGCUUUUAGAUAUCUCUUUUAUAGAUGCCAUCAAUGCUUUUAACUCAAAACAGUCCAUAAACUACAAAUCCUCACGAAAACUUCAGUCAAGCCAGCUCGCGCGUCAAUCUGAGAGAUCAGCCUCUUACCUUAAAGUGUCAAAUUUCUCGGUUUCUGAAUGGACGGUUUUGCUUGAUUGACAAACGCUAACGUUCGGCCACGAUUUAUAUACCAUCGACCUGUCCUAAAACGUUAGCACGCUGUGAUCGAUUGCUUGGAGAUCGCCUGUUUCUCUGUUCGAGAGCGCAUUUCCUCUUCUUCACAUCUGCGACAAAACAGUUGAUUAUUUAUGAACGAAAGCUCACAGAAACGUGAAAAUGGUCUCAUUUGAAAGAAAAUAUCCUAAGCUAAAAGAUGAUAUAUUGUGACUGAUUGAAGCAGCCCUUAUCAAAAGUGCGGGGGUCGAUUUCUGUCUUUUCAAAACUGCGGGGGUCCUCCUGAUCCCCCUGUCCCCCGUGCCAACGGCGCGCCUGACCCUUUCUAUCGAAAUGGUCAGUAGGCUACUUCUUUUCGCUCGCUUCAUUUUGCUUGUUGCUUAGCGAAAUAUGUCUGGCACGUGUGAAACGCCCCGCGAGUUAACAAAUAAGCAUAUAUGUAUAUAUAGCAUAUUUUUCUAUAACCAUGCAGCAAAAAAAAAACAAAAAACGUUUAACUGAUAGUAUUAAUCGGUUAAAAUUCUUACUUUCGGUUAACGGUUAAACGGUCAAUGUGAGCAUCCCUAGUCCGCACAACUAUUUACACUGGAGAAAAGCCUUACACCUGCCAAGAGUGUGGAAAGAGAUUUAAUCGAAAAGGAAACCUUACAGAUCACAUGAAAUUCACACUGGAGAAUAGCCUUACACCUGUCAAGAGUGUGGGAAGAGUUUCAACAGAAAAGGAAGACUUGAAAUCCACAUGAGAAUUCACACUGGAGAUAAACAUUAUGCCUAUCAACAGUGUGGAAAGAGUUUCAGUCGAAAAGAAAGCCUUAAAGAUGACAUGAGAACUCACACUGGAGAAAAGCCUUAAGGAAGGAACACGCCAAGCCGAGAGUCAGUUGUCGGGUAGUUUUUGUUAGUUGGCCGACUAAGGCUAUGUCCACACGAAGCCUGAGCUUACAAUCUUUUUUUUCUCAUAUCAAGAAAUAUCUGCAUCCACACAAAACCUCUGAAAUGAAUCAAAACGAUGUAUGACAGACCAGUAUGUGGCGCUGUAAUUCAGCCACAGAGAUACACUUAAAGGAGCAAAUAAGACUUGGAGCAUGAGCAUAAACCUUGCGCGCUGUAUACAAACUACAGGUGCUGGUCAUAUAAUUAGAAUAUCAUCAAAAAGUUGAUUUAUUUCACUAAUUCCAUUCAAAAAGUGAAACUUGUAUAUUAUAUUCAUUCAUUACACACAGUGUAGUGUCUGGAUAGAUCAGACUAGUCAAUAAACUUUGGGAUUUUCAGAAUGCUUUUAGCCUGCUGAACUGUGUUUGUAAAUCACGGAUCGGCUCUGUCUGGUCCAAUGAGAGACAGGCACUUUGGCACUUUUGUGGACCCACUAAAGUUAAACAGAGAAUCCCACUUCCUAGCUCUGGAGACUUCAAAAGGGUCCACCCCCUUUUGUGGGUCCAGACAGACCAGCCAAAUUCCAACACACACCACAUAUACACAUACACGCACCCACAAACACACACACAAACACACACACACACACAAACAUGCUUAGAGAUUGUACAGUUAUUCUCAAAAUAUGACUGUGCCAAAAUGUACCCAUUGUGUAUUUUAAGUGCAUGUAUGUUGUCCUAGGUUUAGACUUAGUUUAAAUGACUGUAGUUGUGCUAGUGUCAUUUCUAAUGUUAAAAAAUUUGACUGAAUUAUAACUUCCCUUGUAUGCCUUCCCCACCUGACUAGCUUGGUCUCUAUGUAAAGCUCUCCUUACGCCUCAUUCAACAAUGUAUGUCACAUAACUGUAAAAUGAAUUGUUCUAUUUUUAAUGGUACUUCAAAGAACAAUGUACCCUGAUCUAAUACACUCAUAAAUUAUGCAAAUCAAGCCACAAGACAAAGAAAGUUUGCCCACCAAACACUGCACCCUGACCAUUGGUUGUUCCAACCAAGGAGGCGUGUUGGCUUGUUUGUCCAUAAAAGACAAGCACAAACAGUUGUGCUUUGUGUUCUCUCGAUUUUCUCUGAAUCAGCCGUCGCCUUCUCUUGUGCACGUCUCUCCUGGACGUCUCAGGCGACCGCGCUCCCAUCACGUGCGCAUCUCCUUUCGGGAUCACCAUCUCCAGCAAAACAAACGUUCAAGUCCUCAGUUAAAAUCUUCCAGCGGAAACGGAAGAAGCCAACGAAACUGCAGCAGCACUGAAUCUUUUGAAACUCAGCGCAAACUAAUGAAAGUACCGUUUCUCUAUCAUUAGAUGCGAUAUACCUAAUCUACUUAAAGGUGAUAAAGAGGAUCUUUUCGUCGACUGAGAAACCAAAGACUGUAACUGAGUUUUUGAAAUGAGCGCAUGCGUAAGAACAACCCCCCCUCCUUUCGAGGGAACGCCUCCC
Messenger RNA from Megalobrama amblycephala (Wuchang bream), 4904 nucleotides. Its product is annotated as gastrula zinc finger protein XlCGF57.1-like. Lineage: Eukaryota; Metazoa; Chordata; Actinopteri; Cypriniformes; Xenocyprididae. The transcript has 2 exons. The record is from RefSeq and is a predicted model, not a curated record. The coding region runs from base 149 to 1420 and encodes 423 amino acids.